Mercurialis annua (annual mercury) is the source of this 1132-nucleotide messenger RNA. RefSeq lists its product as uncharacterized. Bases 98 to 862 code for a protein of 254 amino acids. Gene Ontology annotation, molecular function: ubiquitin protein ligase activity. The record is from RefSeq and is a predicted model, not a curated record. Lineage: Eukaryota; Viridiplantae; Streptophyta; Magnoliopsida; Malpighiales; Euphorbiaceae. The transcript has 5 exons.
UCCCUCUUCAUUUUUAUCCAAAGUCCACUUUUUUUUGUCCUAAAAUCUUACACCAUUUUUAGUCAAUACAACAAAUCCAAACAAAAAAUUUACAAAAAUGGAGACAUGGAAGGCGCGAUUCGCCAACGGAAUGAAGAGGAAGCUCCGCAAAUCUCAACACGUCGUCGCUCCCGGCGAAGGAACUUCCACAAACGACACCAACGCCGGCGCCGUCGUCGUUGACGGUGACGGAAAUGAUGAAGAAACGGAGAAAAACAAAAACCCUAGUGUGGGUGGGCCACCUGUUGAUGACGUUUGCCCUAUUUGUUUCGGUUCUUUUACUAUCCCUUGUAAAUCAAUUUGCGGCCAUUGGUAUUGCGGGAGUUGUAUUUUGCAGUACUGGAAUUAUGCAGCAGCUUCUAAGCCGUGUAAAUGUCCGAUGUGUGCUUCGAGUAUUACUAAGUUGAUACCCGAAGAGGCCUUGUAUAGUCAGGAAGAUCGGGAAGUGGCCCGAGUUCUUGAAAAUGUUCAUCGGUAUAACCGCCUUUUUGUCGGUGGUGCGCUUGGUCUUGUUCAGAAAGUGCGGGAGUCGCCGUUGUUUGUGAAGAGAAUUUUUCAUCAAAUGAUGGAUCCGGAUAGACCUGAUUCUUACCUUCAUGAAAUGCGCCUUUUUGCUAUGAUGCUUAGUAUCUUAUAUGCUGCCACUCCAUUUAACUUUAUUCCUACAGGAGGUUUGGGAAUUGUUAGAUUGUUCGAUUAUAUUGCUAUUGCUCUUGUUCUGGUCCUGCGUUUGGUUGGCAUUUUCCGCAGACGAAGACUUGCCCAGCGUAUCAGGCAUUUGGCUGCUGCUCAACCUAUAGGUGAAUUGGCUUUAGAAGACUGAAGUAGGGUGUUUUUUUAAUCAGCCAGAGUCAGAUUCUUCUUCUUACUAUAAGACGGAUGGAUCCAAUUUGUUUGCAAUUCGAAGAGAAAAGUUACCGGCGAUGUAAAUAUUUAGUAAGAGGCCGAUGUGCUUUAAAAAGCAUUAUAAAUUCCAGACUACUAUAUUGUAAAUAUGAAAAAGAUACUGUAGGAAAGUUUGUUGUAAGCAGAAGCAGCUACGUAUAUAACAAGAUUACGAAGUCCAGUGAAAUGGACAUUAUUCAGUGUUGAA